AUGACUUCAAUAUCCUCAUUAUCAAUCACAGUUCCGCAACAAGUUAUCCACUCAUCAUCUCAUCAUAGCCCAAAUGAAAGCAGAUUCAUAGACGUCCACGAUAUUGAGCUACAAGAUGUUGGUCAAGCGUACGCAGAUGCCAACAAAGCAUCAGGACUGCAGUAUGAUUCCUACCAUCAACAGACCCAUCAGCUAGGCACGUCAAUGAGGAGACGUCGAUUCAGUAACGCUACAAAUAUUACCAACAAUUCAGUCGCAUUAAUGUAUGGUAGUGAGGCUAAUCCCAAUGAAUUCCCCGAAGGCGGAAGAGAUGCAUAUUUGGUUCUUGUUGGAUCUUUCAUUGGUUUGGUUGCUGACUUUGGCAUUCCCAACGCAUUAGGAGCAAUAGAGUCGUACGUCUCCGCGAACCAAUUGAAAGAUGUGUCUAAGGCUGAUGUGGGUUGGGUAUUUUCAUUGCAUUUGGGUGUAAUGUAUCUUGGGGGAGUGGUAUUUGGUGAGUUGUUUGACAUGUAUGGUGCAAAGAAGCCGUUGAUAGCUGGUACAAUAUUGAUGUGUGCUGGUUUAUUCUGCACCGCAGAAUGCACAAAGUUGUAUCAAUUUGUUUUGAGCUUUUCAGUUUUGACAGCUAUUGGCACUAGUGUGGCUAUGUCACCCUUGAUUGGUGCCUUGAGUCACUGGUAUUUAAAAAGAAGAGCAAUGGCCUGCUCAAUCGCCACUAUUGGUGGGUUAGUCGGUGGCUCUUGUUUUGCUAUCAUGUUGCAACAGUUGUAUGACAAAGUUGGCUAUAAGAAUGCAAUAAGGGUAUUGAGCUGUAUUUGCUUUUUUUGUAUGAGCUGUGCCAUUUUGUUGGUUCGGGAGAGGAAGGUUAGGACGAGUGAAAAUUCAAUGGGCAACGUCGCAAGCAAUGGAAGUGCUCGUGGUUCCACAGACAUGGAGCUGGAAGAAGAGGAAGAAAUUGCAGUUGUUCAUGAAGAAGGCAUUGAUCAACACGCUUGGUCGAAGAUAACUGGAUUCUUUAAAGGUGCAUUAGAUUUUUCAGUGUUGAAGGAUAUGAAGUUUGUGUCAUUGACUUGGGGUGUGUUUCUCGCUGAGGUCGUUUCCAUGACAACUUUGACAUAUUUGGGAUCGUAUGCUUUGGAGUACGGCGUGAGUGACACACUGUCAUAUUUGUUGUUGACCAUCAUCAACGUUUGUGGUAUUCCAUCGCGAUUACUCUCGGGAAUAUUUGCCGAUAUUUAUGGAAGAUUUAACAUGAUGAUGAUUUCAUCAACAUUUACUACCAUAUUCAUAUUUGGUCUUUGGUAUCCUGCAAAGAGUGCAUCGUUGUUGUAUGCUUUUGGAGUGAUGUUUGGCAUAUCUUCAUCGGCUGUGAUCUCUUUGAUACCAGCGUGCACGGGUCAAAUAUGCUCUUCAGAGAGGUUUGGUAAAGUUUACGGCACAUUGUAUUUCUUUUUGGGAGUAUUAACAAUAUUGGGUAUGUACUUUGCUACUUUAGUGAUUGCAGGAGGAUCUAAAAGCAAUUACAGUAAUUUUGUUUUAUUUGAAGGAGCUUUAAGUACAGCAUCUAUAUUGGUAUGGAUAUGGGCCAAAUAUAGUGCUGUUGGAUGGAAAUGGUGCAAGUUUUGA
Lodderomyces parapsilosis is the source of this 1626-nucleotide messenger RNA. RefSeq lists its product as uncharacterized. The record is from RefSeq and is a predicted model, not a curated record. The transcript has a single exon. Gene Ontology annotation, cellular component: fungal-type vacuole membrane. Lineage: Eukaryota; Fungi; Ascomycota; Pichiomycetes; Serinales; Debaryomycetaceae. Gene Ontology annotation, biological process: transmembrane transport. The coding region runs from base 1 to 1626 and encodes 541 amino acids. Gene Ontology annotation, molecular function: transmembrane transporter activity.